CAACCAAUCGCCCUGGCCCUCUUCUUCUUUCAUUUCCUCAAUUCAAAGAAUUGAACUGAAUUCACAUACAAGCCUUCCUUGUCUUGACUUUGUUCAUGAUUUUCUUUUCUCUCUGUUGCGCUUUUCUUCCUCGAUUCUGAUCAAUUCCCGAUAUUGGAAUCUUUUAGUGCUUCGCUGCAAUCGCACAUACCUACAUACACUAGCUCAUCGACCGUUACUGAUCGCGUCUGCACCCGGUCGACCCGGACUGUCUUGGCUGCCUUGAUCUGCCUCUUUAGCCUUGUCUACGUCGUUAGCAUCAGCUCUCAAGCGUCGGCCCAGGCCCCUUAUCGUCGGCUGCCAACCGUGCUCCAACCCUUCGUCAUUCUCUAUCACAAAAUUCCAAUCCAUCCAAACCAUCCUGGAGGUUGAGCGACGGAUCGCACAUGGCACUAAAGGCAGACCAAACAAAACCGACCCAUCUCCCAUAACUCUAUAACCCUGCGUUGCCUGUGGGCGGGUCAUACUCCUUGUCAACUACUUGUUGAACAUCGGACAAAUUUCCUUCUGAUCUUUUUUAUUUUCGGUUGCCGAGAGCCGCAGAUACUUGAGACAAGCCACACGACUCGACCAUAUUACCUCCCCAAUUCGGGCAUCAGAACCUUGUUGACAGAUAGAAAACUCGUGGCCGUGUCUGUCUUUUCCGCGUCAGACGCAGAAGUCAACAUGCAGUCUAUGCGGACGACGACGCAGGCCCCGCCAUCACAGGUUGCUCCUGUUCCUACCUCAUCGGGACGACUCAAGUACGCCGAACCACGGGAUUUACCCUCGUUUCCUUCUUUUGGGCUGCGAAAGGAUAAUGCAGCAGCCAGCGCAGCCGCUUCGUUAGGCUGGGCAAACCAGAAACCUGCCACGCCCGUUACUGGUCAAAAUAAUCAAAGGAACGCUUCUUCCGCGUCUGCCGCCGCCGCGUUGCUUGCCAAAGAUUCCAAGCCUGUUCAACAGUGGUCGCCAGCAAAGAACGAUACAGGGUCCCAGGCGGCUAUUCUUGCUGCAACGAGGAAGCAGGACGUGUCACCUGUGCCUUCUAACCCGUCGGCAAACUGGGGAAACUCGGCCGCCAACCAAGCAUUCAAGGCACAGUCUUUAAAGGGCGUGGAAUUAUCUGAAAGUCGAGAUCUUGCUCGGAGCGGCUCACUACGGGCUGCCAAAGACGCCAUGGGACGCCCACGUGCCGUCUCGAGCCCUGGGCCGAAGUAUACGGCACAGCAACCGACAGACAACAGGACCACAAACGCUUUGACUGCCGCAACGAUGGCACAUAGGAGGACUACCACGGCGGGUGUCGAAAGGGAAAACAACCCGACAGGUUCACCCUCGUUUAUGAACAUGAACCGGCAGAUGUUUACUUCGCACCCACCGGUGCAAAGCAGUGUGGAUGAUCAGAAACAUAAUGAUGUAUUGCACGCUUCAGCCGUCGCAAUGGCAAAGCGGAUGUACAAUAAUCAGGUGCAUCAGCAGCAGCAACGGGAUGCUGACGCUGCGGCCAAGUUGGCGCAGAAUGGUGGCGAAUCCAGCAGCCCAGACGCAUCGGCGGCGUUUACGCCACAAUUCACCAACCUUCAGGAGGCGGCUUACAAGCUUGCUCAGGAACGCCUGUCCAAACUCCAGGAAGAGCACGACCGGGCGCGUAACUAUCACGACUACUACGGGGCAUCCGCAUCAUCGGCUUCGUACAAGCGAUUCAUGCCCAAGAACAAACUUCGGCGGCGGUCUUCCAGCGAUGGUGAUGUCACCCAAGGCCGGGAAAUGUAUCAAAGACAAAGGCGGGCAACGAUGCUUGGCACAAAGUCACCCCGGCAGCAACAAGACGCAGGAGUGAUUGAUGAGGAGAAGCGUCUGCGCGACCGUGAGGCUCUGCUCUCCGCGGCCCGGCGCAAUGUGCGCGCACAGCUAGAGGGCAUAGACCGCAAGGUGAUUGCAGACACAGGUAUGGUCAGCCCUUCCAUGAAGGCUGAGUGGGAAGCCAAGGCACAAGCCCUUGCUCGUGCCAAGAGUCACCCCGAGUUCAUGGUUGCCACAACUCCUGGCAGUAAUGCACUGGGUAUAGAUGGGAACAUCGAUGGGAAGCGUACGGCACCGGCCGGUAAGGUCGACAUCGGGGGCGGCAAAUACAUGGACCAGUCCGAGAUCGAUGAGAUUGCAGCGCGGAGGGUGCAGCCGUUCUUGGACGAAAUUAACGAGAAGGCUGAGAAGGAGCGCGAGAGACUCGCUGCGAUCAAGGCAGAGCAAGAUGCCAAAAGAGAGGCUCAGGAGUUGGAGAAGGCUAAAGAGAGGGAGGUCAAGGAGCUUUAUGACAAGAUUAAGGGCCAACAAAAAGAACAAGAAAGGGCUCGAAAGGAGGAGAUCAAGAAUGAGGAGCGAGAGAGGAAACGGUUCGAGAAGGAGGUUAAGACGGAGCAGAAGCGCGACUCAAAAGAGAGCCAAGGUUACAGUCACUUCCUGUCAAAGAAGGCCACAAAUGACCAGGACGAUCCAAAAGAGCCGACCGAUAUGACCUCUUUGAGCGCAGGACAAAAGGAUAAUCCAGCGUCUACAGUCCAACCGCCAGAGGACAAAAAGGAGAAGCCGAAUAGGGGUCGGUCGCUGCAUCUCCGACUCCCUAGCAUGCCGCUUUCUUCAAAACCCAAGGACAAAGGCAAGGAACGCGAGCGUGAACCACACUCAGCCUCGGCGGCCUUACCGUCCCAAUCGCAGUCGCCGGUGGAUGAGAACUCCCCGACGUCGGCCAAGGUCAAAAACUGGCUCAAGUCUCGCUUCCGACCACGGGCAAGGUCGACCGUUGAACAGGGAUCGUUCAGUUCGGCGGCCAAGAAGGGAGGAUUCAUCGGCGGAGCAGCCCUCACCGCCCAACACCAGCGGGCCGCCAGCGACGGCUCAAGGGCGAGCAUCCAGGAGGAGAGCCUGAGGGAGGUGGCGCUUGCUGGUCGGGAUGACGGCGGCGACCAGGCGACUCUGGCGCGGACAGCCACUGGCGCCUCUUCAACUCUAUCUGGUCAGCAGCCGAGGGUCAUCGGAGCCAGCAGUGUCGUCAGCCUACCCAGCACAUCACAAAGCAUGGUUAGCAGUCUGUCGGUCAGCAGCAGCAGCACGCGCACCGGCGGCGGGGAAAACUUUGUUCUAGCCAAAGACCAUUUCAGUCCGACCCCGACAGCAGGGACAACAGGGUCAUCACCGGCACUGCUGUCGCCGCCACCCAAGCUCAGAGACCCUACCUUGAGGGCGAGCAAAUCUGGGAGCCCAGUGCGAGACUCGAGAUUUUUGGAAAUGAUGGAUAACUGAUGAUGAGCUUUUAUGUUUUACUUACUGACUUUCCUCUUUACUACGUUGAGCGACCUUGGAAUUAUUUUAUCACCUUUUUUGGAUAUUUUCUUGCGGCCAGGAGUUUUGAGUGUAUAAGCCCUAUUGUUACUUGUAUCCCUACGUUAUGAGGCACGGAAAGAGAAAGAUAUUAGCUUGUGACGAAGUGGUAUUGGAGUUCUUUUUCCUCCCUAUUUUCUGGGGAGGUGCGUUUUGUCUUUCGAUCCGUGGGAUUAAUUCGUGUUUUCUUUUUCUUAGAUGUGGUGCGAGAGGAGUUUUUGUUUUCUUUUUCUUUUUUUUUAAACAUAAACCGACGAAAGACCUAUGAAAGACCCCAUGUACCUAGCUUAUUUCUAAU
Messenger RNA from Pyricularia grisea, 3697 nucleotides. RefSeq lists its product as uncharacterized. The coding region runs from base 706 to 3321 and encodes 871 amino acids. The record is from RefSeq and is a predicted model, not a curated record. Lineage: Eukaryota; Fungi; Ascomycota; Sordariomycetes; Magnaporthales; Pyriculariaceae. Gene Ontology annotation, biological process: eisosome assembly. The transcript is spliced from 3 exons.